Phytophthora sojae is the source of this 729-nucleotide messenger RNA. Its product is annotated as chloroperoxidase. NCBI's taxonomy places the organism in Eukaryota, Oomycota, Peronosporomycetes, Peronosporales, Peronosporaceae. Bases 1 to 729 code for a protein of 242 amino acids. Gene Ontology annotation, molecular function: peroxidase activity. The transcript has a single exon. The record is from RefSeq and is a predicted model, not a curated record.
AUGGUCGUCGCCUCCGUUGCUGCCACGUCCGUUGACAUCGACCAGAGCUCGCGUCCUCUCCAGGUGGGCGACUACUUUCGCCCUCCCAGCGACAAUGUCACGGCAUUCGCCGACUCGACCUCACCCGUGACGUUCCGCCGCUCUCCAUGCCCUGGCCUCAACGCGCUCGCCAACCACGGCCACAUCCCUCGCAGCGGCAAGAACAUCACCCACGAGAACUUGGGCGCGGCCCUCAUGUCCGUCUUCAACACCGACACUAACUUCACCCAGACGCUGCUGAACCAGGUGCCGAAUACGUUCUCGCUCGACCUCCUCUCGCGUCACAAUGUGGUGGAGCACGACGCGUCUCUGAUGCACGACGACGCGUUCUUCGGCGUCGACCCCAUGAACGUCAACAAGACCCUGGUUAAUGACCUGUUCAACCGCUCGCUCGACGGCAAAACCCUCGGCGUGACGGAGCUGGGUGAGACUCGUAGUGAUCGACUGGCUGCAUGCAGAGCUAACAACCCGCAGUGCGUCUUCGGCGCCAACCAGACCGCGAUCGCGUACCUCGAAGCCGCUGUGUUCAUCAUCGGCUUCGGUGGCAACGUGAACGAGUCCGUGACGCUGGAAGCUGCGCGCUCCUUCGUCUGGCACGAACGCAUCCCCGAGAACUACACCAAGUCGGCUGUGCCGGUCAGCCUGGACUUCAUGCGGACUAUUGUGGCCAAGCUCAUGGCGCACGCGUAA